AUUUGUGAUAUUUGAACGAUUGAGAACAACAGGAGGCGUCGCCGCGAUCGAUGGCGUAUCCUACUCCUCCAUAUGAACAGAUAAGGCCUGCCAGGAACGUCACAUUUCACACAAGCUAUAGGAAAGGUGUGAGAUACCAACGGCUGACUGCAGCACCCGAGAAACAGUGUAGCACGUUGUGUCCUGGGACACCGCAGCCUCAGGCCUGACGCGUAACGACUACAGUAAGAGCGAAACCGAUGAAUACAUUGUGGUAUGCCUUGUUAACCUCGAAGCUAUUACUAUGAGUCAACGAGUGUCAUGGUUACGCAAGAGACUGCAUGGUGACGGUGAGGUUUUAUCUCAUUCUGUGAUGUGAACCUUAAGCAAAUGUGUUCAACACACCGCCGCUGCAUAAAAUGGACUUCGAUAAUAGCGUUGCUUCUUAUUUACAGCCCCUUCAUCAUCUCUCAACAUCUCAUCACACAUCAGACUCCCAUGGGGACCGUUAUGAGAGUCACUCCAUUCAGCCUUCGGGUCGCCAUGACAACCGGACACGUUGCUACAGCGACAUCUAUGAGCAUCGAAUCUGCAAAUGACAGCAAACCCACCUGGAUGGUUUCGUGUGAACCGAACGUCAUUCAAGCCCACGAAAGCUGACGUGACACUGAUAUUCCGGCUAACGCGAUAAUCACGUAGUUACCCAUGAGUAGUCAAACAGUGUAGUUUACACAUGAUGGUGCGGUAUUCUAGUGUUUUAUUUAUUUGUUUGUUUAUUUAACAUUUUUAAAAUGAUUGUUGUUAUUAAAAUAUUGAUCGUGACCGGUGAUAGAAAGGUAGAAAGUUGAUUUGUACACUAGAGGGCGUCCAUGGAUCAGAAGGUUUACAGAGUGGGGGGGUAUGAUGGGGUAUGAUGGGGACCCAUCAUACCACCACUUAGCAUAAUGUAAAAGUGCUCGCUAAAAUCCUCGCCGUUCUCAAGUAAUGCCGAAAUACAAGAAUAAACUGUUCGUAAUUAUUUUAGAUAUAAAAAUCAAAUCCGAUGAGGUUAUGUACAAAUACCUGCUUUUUUCUUUUUUCCCCGCAGUUGUUUAAUGCCUAGGUAGCUAAUGGCCCAGUGCUAGCCCACACAUCAAUUUUUCAUCAAAUGAACUCAUGUCAAUGUGGGUCUCAGAACACCUCCGUACGCUGUGAUGAGACUGUGUUUCAGGCACGAGGUCAACUAGGACACUUUAAGCGAGAUGCCACACUCUCAGAAAGAUGGUAUUAAACUGUAUUGUAUCUUCCCGUGUCACAGGGCUGGUACCUUAUCAUUUGUACCACUAAUAUACUGUACGCUAUAUGGCCAAAGGUAUCCGUUGCAGUCUUAUUGAACGAUGGGCACUAAUAUGGAUUUGGUCCACUUUUGCUGCUAUAACAGCUUCCACUCUUCUGGGAAGGCUUUCCACUAGAUUUUGGAGCCUGGCUGGAGGGAUUUCUGUCAAUUUGGCCACAAGAGCGCUAGUAAUGUGCGAGAUGGUCUGGGGUGCAGUCGGUGUUCCAGUUCAACUCAGAGGUGUUCAGUGGGGUUGAGGUCAGGGAUCUGUGGAGGACACUCGAGUUCUUCCAGUCCAAACUUUGGUAAACCGUGUCUUCAUGGAGCUCGCUUUGUGCACAGGGACGUUGUGAUGCUGGAACAGGUUUGGGGAAGAACCACAUACAGUAACGUUUGGCCAUAGAGUGUAUCUUUCACAUGGAAAUAUGAACAGCUUUAGUGUACCUUUAAAAAGAUUAAAGGAGCAGAAUCAGACCUUAUAUACUGUAGUUACCUACUAUUGUAAAGCUUUAAAAAAGGCACUAUUCUAAGUAAAAGACAUACUAAAAGGGGCAAGGAGUGGUAAAUAGUUCACUUUUUCUUCUUCUUCUGGGCCAUUUUGGCCUAGUUUUUAAAGGAUGCAAAAUAUUAAUAGUGAUACUGAUCAAUACUGAUUGAUAAUAAUGUUCAACAGUUAAGCUAACCCUCAUAAUCCAAAGCAUUUUUGGCCCAAAAUGAUCUGGUAUCUGGGUGUCGCCUACUACAAACGAUCAGCUGUUAACCAUUAUUACCAUUAUUGGUCCUUAAUGGUAUCCAUUAGAUAUAACAAACCAUUACAGUUUUCCAUCAAAACCAAUACAAUUCCCAUUAUAGCAUUCAAACCAGUACAAAUUCUCAGGUCUAUAAGGCAAGUGAUGUGAUUUUGGCAAACACGUUUAGCAUGAUGCUAAUUUGUGGUGUAAAUGAGACUAAAGAAGGGAAAGAAAUUUGGACACUAGAUAUCUUCUGGCUGCACUGUUUGGGUCCUAGUUUUCUGAAUAACAGACUGCCUUUGACAGACUUUCACAUAGACUUGACUUUGUAGGCUAAAUCUGGAUAUUUUAUUUGAUUUAUUUCCUUUUUCGUUCAGGCACACGCUGUUCUCCUCAGACUCCACCACAGCUGUGAUGGCUGAGGAGAACGUGCCAUGGUGGAUUUGAUGGUGAAACCGUCAUUUAGCUGUGUAGACACACACACACACAUGCGCGCGCGCCCGCACGCGCGCGCCCGCUCAAGUCUCUCAGAUUUGGCGGCAGCGCGAGCGCGUUGGAUCUACCAACCACCGUUGGAAAGACCACACGUCCUCCAAAAGACCCUCGUUUACGAUUAAGCACUGGUUUCGUUUCCUGAAUAAAAAUAAAAAUAAAAAAAAAAGAAGAAAACAGAAGGAUUUCUGUCGCUGCAGGAAAAUGAGAUGAAGUCGGGCGGGUUCUUGGCACGGAUGAGAUUUUUGAGGAUGCUGCGCGAGCGAGGAGGAAACGGGAACGGUAACGGCUCAGGGAUGUGUGAAGUCAAAAUCGAAAAAGCGCUUUCCACGAGGUGAGGUCCGACUUACCACAGGAACAGAGAUGGUGUACGCUCUGCCGAUGGACGCCGCGAAGCCGUCGUUGCACACGGCGCUCAUGACGUACCUGAUGCCGAACAAUUCGGAGAGGGACAACGCGUCGAGACUCGCAGCCAGUUCACCCACGCCCGUCUGCAAUCUGGACACGUCCUCGCUCCAACCAAACAGCAGCCGGGUGUCCUACGAGCUCACUCCGGCGGAAGUGACCGUUCUCGGGCUGAUCUUUGGCGUCUUUUGGCUAGUCUCGGUUCUAGGGAAUGCUUUGGUGUGUCUGGUGAUACACCGCAGCCGCAGGACUCAGUCGACCACCAAUUACUUUGUGGUGUCGAUGGCUUGUGCCGAUUUGCUCUUGAGCCUGGGCUGCGCGCCGUUCGUUCUGCUCCAGGUCUCGUCCGGGUAUUGGCCCCUGAGCGCGGCGGCCUGCAGGGCAGUGCGGUACAUCCAGCACUUGUGUCCUGGUGUGCAGGUCUACGUGCUCCUCUCCAUCUGUGUGGAUCGCUUCUACACCAUCGUGUAUCCACUGAGCUUCAAAGUGUCCCGGGAGAAGGCGAAACGCAUGAUCCUGGCUUCUUGGCUCUUCGACGCGGCGUUCGUCUCCCCGUGCCUCUUUUUCUACGGAUCUUCCUCGGCAGUCGCGCAGAGACACUGCGAAUUUUUCCUCCCGGGAUCUUGGGAUGGUCUGGCCUACGCUCUGAUUCACCUCCUGUUCGGGUUCCUGGUCCCAGCACUUCUCAUCUUAUCCUUCUACCAGAGGGUAGUGCGCUACAUCUGGCGGAUUAGCGCGGACAGACGCACGGUGCGCAGGACUAUGAACAUCGUGCCCAGAACAAAAGUCAAAACCAUCAAGAUGUUCCUGAUGCUCAACACCGUGUUCCUCCUCACAUGGAUGCCUUUUUACGUAGCACAGCUUUGGCAUCCCGAUAUAUCUGCUGGGCCCAGCAGGCAGGGGGCGCUGUUCUUUGUCGCAAUCGCAUGGAUGUCGUUCAGCUCCACCGCUUCGAAGCCAACGCUCUACUCGGUGUACAACGCCAAUUUCAGACGAGGGAUGAGAGAGACGUUCUGCAUGUCGUCCAUGAAGUGCUACCGGAGCAACGCGUACACCAUCACCGCAAGUUCACGGAUAGCCAAGAAAAACUACGUGGGCGUCGUAGACUUGCCUGCGCCGCCAAAAACUCUGAUCAAAGAUUCCGUUUAUGACACUUUCGACCGAGACGCCAAAGAGAAAAAACUGGCAUGGCCUAUAAGCGUCAACCCACCGAACACGUUCGUAUAGAACAGCGCGGUGACGAGUCCGUCCGAACGUACUCGAAGCUGCUCAGGUUCACUUUGCUUCGUUUUGUUUUGGAAACACACCUAGCAUCGAGCACUGAAAGCGCUAUACCUAUUGUCAAUCUAACCGAACCUGACGAGCAGGACACGACAAAAGCAAAAAAAAAAAAAAAAAAAGUUGAACCGACAGUAGCCGGGCGUCUAGCUCGCGUGUUCACGAGGAGACGCGCUUUCGUCUUAUUUCUGUCUGUAACAUGUCACGUAAUGUUCGAUUCCUGUAUGUUGUUGUUUCUCGUGAUCAUAAAUGUCGUGAUGCAGGUUGGAAGACGCUCACUGAGACGAAGGACCCGCGAGUCUGUCUCAUCGAUAUGUCCGUGCAGUCUAGAUGUGUCCCGCGGGUCCGUGUGAGCGACGUCGUCUACACCGCAGUCGACGGACGGGCUUUCGACCGACGCUUUCGUUUCUUACCAUCGAGUGUUACUUUCUGUAGGGAUCACGUCCUUUUCCAGCAAACUGUCCAAAACUGUACUGCGUUAAACAACGAUGAGCAAAGAAGAAGAAUAAAAAGGAAUCUGUUGCAUAUCAAAUGCGGGCUCAUUUUCUUC
This is a messenger RNA of Ictalurus punctatus (channel catfish), 4750 nucleotides long. RefSeq names its product G protein-coupled receptor 19 (gene gpr19). Gene Ontology annotation, molecular function: neuropeptide receptor activity. Gene Ontology annotation, biological process: G protein-coupled receptor signaling pathway. The record is from RefSeq and is a predicted model, not a curated record. Bases 2881 to 4149 code for a protein of 422 amino acids. The transcript is spliced from 2 exons. NCBI's taxonomy places the organism in Eukaryota, Metazoa, Chordata, Actinopteri, Siluriformes, Ictaluridae. Gene Ontology annotation, cellular component: plasma membrane.